AUGCUGACUUUUAUCCAGCUGAUAAUUUCACUUUACUGGACCAGCAUUAGCUCUACUGAUGCAGAGAAACUUUUCCACAAUCGGGAUCAUUCUGAUAUGCAAACCCUUACCUCUCACAAAGCUGAGGUUAUAACAGACAAAUAUGGAUUCUUGAAGCCAGUGAACUGGGAGGAGAUUCAGUUUGAAGAUUCACACCCAAAUUUAAAUGAGGACUUCAUGGAUGAACUUCAAGUCACGAUCCAGGAGGGGACCUCAGUGCCGCACUCAAGGGAUGUGUCUCCAGAUGGUGAUCAAGAUUACCACAAAAGACCAACUGAGAGUGAAGCGUUUAUGUCAGCACUCAAAGAGUUUCAGAAGGUCUCGGGCCUGCCUGUCACAGGUGUGUUUGAUGAGGCCACCAAGGUGGCAAUGAACAAACCAAGGUGUGGGGUCCCUGAUAAGGAGACUGACCUAAAUGCUCCUGUAGCAGCUGUGAACAGUAGUGCCUCAGAUAUUGAAAACAGUCCUGGGGACACUUUCAAUGAGACUGACAGUAACAACACAGCAAGUAAUUUAAUUAGUGACACUUCUUUUGGUUCUGCAACCUCCUCUGAAGAUGACACAUUCAGUUUUAAUGACACAGAAAGUGUCCUCACAGGCAUUUCCAAUGACACCAGCACGAAUUACACAGAAGAAUUUAACCUGUCUGAUGACACCUCUCUAAACAGCUCACAUAUCGCAUACGAUCGGAUGGUAAAUAUAAGUGUGAACAUGCGUCAGAGCGAAGCAGUGCAACGCAGGAAACGUCAUCUUGCCACUCUUGUAUCCAAAAGCAGGCACAAGAGAGAUUUGAGUGAGACUGGUUACAUGGCCUUUUCCAAGACAGUGCUGAAAUGGAGGCUUAUAGGAGAAGGCUACAGCAGUCAGCUGUCUAUUGAAGAGCAGAGGUACAUCUUCAGACUGGCCUUCAGGAUGUGGAGUGAGGUGUCUCCGCUGGAGUUUGUAGAGGACACACGUUCCCCACUGGAGGAUGUUGAUAUCAGGCUGGGCUUUGGUACAGGAAGGCAUCUUGGAUGUAAUCAGAGGUUUGAUGGCACUGGUCAAGAAUUUGCCCACGCCUGGUUCCUGGGUGAUAUACACUUUGAUGAUGAUGAACAUUUCACUGCUCCCAAUGCUGGCAGUGGGAUCAGCCUUCUCAAAGUGGCAGUUCAUGAGAUCGGCCAUGUCUUAGGUCUCCCCCACAUAUACAGAUCUGGAUCUAUAAUGCAGCCCAGCUAUCUGCCACAUGAGUCUGGCUUUGAGAUGGACUGGAUGGACAGGAAAGCAAUACAGCACCUCUAUGGGGGCUGUAAGGGCCGCUUCAACACAGUGUUUGAUUGGAUCAGAAAGGAAAAGACACCCUAUGGGGAAGUGGUCAUCCGCUUUAACACCUACUUCAUGAGAGACGACUGGUAUUGGCUGUAUGAGAACAGGUAUAACCGAACACGUUAUGGUGAUCCAGUUGCACUGCAGAUCGGUUGGCGUGGAAUUCCCGCAGACGGAGUGGAUGCAUUUGUGCAUGUGUGGUCCAGAAGAAGAGAUGCAGUUUACUUCUUUAAAGGUGCUCGGUUCUGGAGGUAUGACAGUGAGAAUGACAAGGUAUUCAGACAGGACCCAGAAGGUCACCGCUAUCCAAGGUUAAUCUCUGAAGGUUUCCCUGGGGUGUCCAGUCCCAUUGACACGGCCUUUUAUGACAGGAGGGACUCUCACAUCUACUUCUUCAAAAACACACUUGUGUAUGCAUUCGACGUUGAAGCCAACAGCUUGGCGAGAGGCUUCCCCAAAAACAUCAGAGACGUUUUCCCUCCAGUGGUGAGCGGAGACCAUCCAGAUGGCAACAUUGAUGCUGCCUACUUCUCCUACACGCACAAUGCCAUCUUUCUACUCAAGGGCACUCGCUUCUGGCAGGUGGUGGGCAGCCGUGAUCGCUGGCGCCGGCCCUUUCUGCCACGAAAUGGUCUGCUACCACACAAGGAGGUAAAUCAGCACUGGUUCGACAUCUGCAAUGUUCAUCCCACUGCACUCAAACUAACUCACUAA
Molecule: messenger RNA, 2058 nt
Organism: Toxotes jaculatrix (banded archerfish)
Lineage: Eukaryota; Metazoa; Chordata; Actinopteri; Toxotidae
Gene: mmp21
Product: matrix metallopeptidase 21
Exons: 7
Coding region: 1-2058 (685 amino acids)
Biological process (GO): collagen catabolic process; extracellular matrix organization; proteolysis
Cellular component (GO): extracellular matrix
Molecular function (GO): zinc ion binding; metalloendopeptidase activity
Source: RefSeq, a predicted model, not a curated record